GCCGCCAAUCCUCAUCCACGGUCGUCAGCGAGAUCAUGGGGACGGGCUGGGCGUUCGUGUACGGCGGCGCGCUGCUGCUUCGCGCCGCCAGCAUCUUCUCCAUGGGCAUGGUCCAUCCCGACGAGUUCUUCCAGUGCCCCGAGGUCAUGGCCCGCGCCGUCUACAACAUCUCAAGUGCCUUCAUCCCAUGGGAGUACCAACCGUCGGCGCCGAACCGCUCGAUUCUCUUUCCGUCCAUUGUUGCCGGCCUCCCGUACGCAGUGGCGAAAGCGCUCGGUGUCGCGCCGUCCGGUCUGCUCUUUUUGCUGGUGCCACGUGUCAUCUUGACCUUGCUCUCGCUCGGCUUUGAUAUCGCCCUCUACACGCUCGCGCCUCUGUAUGGCAUCGACUACAAGGGCCCGCUCCUUAUCUUUGCCACGUCGUGGACGACGCUUCUCUUGCUCACGCGAUCGUUCUCCAACACGUUUGAAGCCUUUCUGCUCAUGCUGAGCUUUCUCGUGCUGCAUGUCAUGACGCCGCGGCAGUAUGCUGGCGUCGCAUCGCGCCAGACACUGCUUCUCGGCGCGCUCUUGGCCUUGGGCUCCUUUACGCGAUUUACUUUCCUCCUCUUCUUCUUCCCACUCGGCCUCGCGCUUGUCGCCUCCAACGACACGCUGCUGUGCGCGUCCUUGUCGAAAAAGUCGGAUGACCACUCGCCUAGCCUGCGCCAGCGCCUUCUCGGUGUCUGCGCGACGGGUCUUGGCGGCGCUGGAGCGUUCGUCCUCACGUCCGUCGGGAUCGUGCUGGUCGACACGUGGUUCUUCCGAGGCCUUGACGCUCUCUACGACGUACCGUCGUGGGUCGUCGCACCGUGGAACAACCUUGUGUACAAUAUGAAUCCUGCCCACUUGGCCGCCCAUGGCCUCCACACCCGAUCGAACCACUGGUUGAUCAACAUGCAGCUGCUCUUUGGCCCGCUCCCAGCACUCGCUCUGCUCUACGGUCGCCGCCACCGCCUCCUCGUCGCCUCGAUCGUCGUGCCUGUCUCACUGCUCUCGCUGGCACCGCACCAAGAAGCGCGGUUUCUUUUGCCAGUGCUGGUUCCGCUCAUGCUCGCCAGUGGGCCCGCGAUGGCUGCGUCCACGCUGCUGCAGCGAUCAUCCAUUUUAUAA
Saprolegnia parasitica CBS 223.65 is the source of this 1151-nucleotide messenger RNA. RefSeq lists its product as hypothetical. The record is from RefSeq and is a predicted model, not a curated record. The coding region runs from base 36 to 1151 and encodes 371 amino acids. Gene Ontology annotation, biological process: GPI anchor biosynthetic process. Lineage: Eukaryota; Oomycota; Saprolegniomycetes; Saprolegniales; Saprolegniaceae. Gene Ontology annotation, molecular function: alpha-1,2-mannosyltransferase activity. Gene Ontology annotation, cellular component: endoplasmic reticulum membrane. The transcript is spliced from 5 exons.